CACGAAAACUUUUACGUUUUGCCAAAAUCUCAUUUAAGUGUGCCGGGUGCGAUGUGCAACCUGGCCCUUCACCUUCUCGUGUCCCUCGUGUCUCUCUCUCCCUCUCUCUCCAAGCCGCAGAUCUCGUCGCACCUCUCUUUGCCCGUCGGCCCUCUUCCGUCACACCCUCCACCGCCUUACUUGGCAUUUCGUCUUGACUCCCGCUCUGCUCCAACAGGCCCAUCACACGUCGAUCAUCACACCUCGACCUCACCUUCUUUGCCCUCAGACCAAACAACAAGGCUCACCAGUCGAUUCGAUCUGCGCUACUUCACAUUUCAGCGUUCAUCAUCUUGCUCCUACCCAACCAACUCGCUGUGCAAGAUGAAGCUGUCCAGCAUGAUCCUCAGCUUUGCCUUGCUGGCUGUGCUUGGUCUUGUGAACUCGCUUUCUGUUGACUUUCCUGCCUCUGCCAAGGGUGACGGGUACUGGGUAGCCAACGCCACCAACACGCUCAACUGGCGGGCCAACGCGAGUGAUCCCGAGUACUUUAGCGUUCAGCUGCUCAACUCCAACUCUAGCAGCCUCAAUGGCAACUUUCAGAUCGCCAAUGCUAUCAGCACUGCCAACGGAUCAGCUCAGAUCUUCAUCGACAACAUUCCAUCCGGCUCUUACACCCUUUUGCUCGUCAAUGCCAGCAAGUACAGUCUCAACAAGCCACAAGUCUUUUCCACUUCCUUGCCUUUCCAGUUGAAGCCAAAGGGUACUGAAAAGGCCAAUGCCAACCCUUACGCCACCGCAUACAGCCACGAUGGCUCGUCGUCCACCACUACCACGAACGCAAACGGUCAGACGGUCAACAACGACGCUUUGGACUCGGCCAAUGCUGCGGGAAAUGGCACUUCAUCGAACAGCAACGCUCAUCAAGACGCUGCAUUGCACCAAGCUCCUGCCAUCCGAGCUUCCGUGCUCAUUGCGCUCGUCGCGACCGGAGUCGCUCUUCUGGCCUGAUGGGAUUAGGGAUGGCGGGGGGUUUGGAACAGUCGGCGCAUGCAUGCCGAUUGCACGUCGUCCUUGAUCCAUCCGCACAUGAUCCUUUCGCUCUCGUCUAUCUACCAAAGUGCCAGUCGAGAGGGCUCGUUGGCCCCUAUCGUUUCGCUCGCCGAGAGCAAUCCCCCCCGCCCCCGACUCAGCGUCCGCCCAUUUUGCACGUCAUAUGGACCUUUCUUCUCCUGCUCCGCUGACCUCAAGAGCGUAGCAAGCGAGCAAGCAAGCAAGCACGCAAGCAAGCAUUGAACUUAUCGCCUUGUCAGUGCCUGCUGUUGUGCGUGCUCGUCUUGUGAGAAUGGACGAGGGAUGUGGGAGGCUGAAGAGGUCGUUUGAAAGGGUUCAGAAUGUUUGGGGAAAGCUUGCAUGCGAUUUCCCCCCCCCACUCCUCCCCGGCGCCCCCGAUCUGCUGCAUACACUAAUCCAUGAGACCAAUCGAGAGCAUCGGG
Ceraceosorus guamensis is the source of this 1475-nucleotide messenger RNA. RefSeq lists its product as hypothetical. The transcript has 6 exons. The coding region runs from base 52 to 990 and encodes 312 amino acids. The record is from RefSeq and is a predicted model, not a curated record. Lineage: Eukaryota; Fungi; Basidiomycota; Exobasidiomycetes; Ceraceosorales; Ceraceosoraceae.